Messenger RNA from Hibiscus syriacus, 445 nucleotides. RefSeq lists its product as uncharacterized. The transcript has a single exon. The record is from RefSeq and is a predicted model, not a curated record. Bases 94 to 234 code for a protein of 46 amino acids. Gene Ontology annotation, biological process: negative regulation of cell population proliferation. NCBI's taxonomy places the organism in Eukaryota, Viridiplantae, Streptophyta, Magnoliopsida, Malvales, Malvaceae.
CUAUAAGAACCCCAUCUCCCACAUCGCCUCCAUCACUUCAUUUUCUCUCUGCAUUCAAUCAAAACUACUCAGCAUCAGUCAGCUCGUACAGACAUGAAGAUGAGCAGUGCUACCAUGGGAUCCUCAAAGAGAAGGCUAUCAAGCAGAGGCCCUGGAGGUGUUCUCCGAGAGCAAAGGGCUAAACUUUAUAUUAUUCGAAGAUGUGUUGUUAUGCUCCUUUGUUGGCAUGAUUGAAUUUGAACCCCACCCCCCUUUUGGGGACUUUUUUCCCCCUUUCUUUCUUUCUUUCUUCUUGUUUUGGUGGAGUGUAAAUACUGGCGGCGGAUGUUAUCGGAGAGUUAGAAAGGAACAAUUUUUGUAUGCAUUGGCCUUGUGGCCUACAUGUAAAUUAGAUAGCUUGAAUUGAAUCUUCAAUAUAUUAGUUUAUUAUUUAAUAAUUCUUUUA